GUAUCCAACUAUCCAUUGCUUUGCUGAAAUCAGUGGAUCGAUAGAUACAUCGUUUUGGCCUUCGAGGCAUACACGCUUGCAGAGGAAACGAACGUAGAUUCUGCAAUUGAAAACUAAUCAUGUCAACUGUCUUCUCAGCUGGAACCCUUUCCCCUCUACGGUCGCUAUCCUCUACACUAAAAUUUUCUGAUGUUUACCCUUUCAAAUUUCAUCCAAAUGGGUACCAUCCAAUUCUCUCCAAAUCCAGGUCACAGUCCCUAAUUGCCAACUCUUUGCUAUCUGAUAAGUUUCCGACGGUGGCUGCCCCAUCAGUAGGGCCUAUUCCUCCGUCUCAGCUCAUUGAAGUCGUUAAAACUGCAGCAAAUACUGGCGCUCAGGUUGUGAUGGAAGCAGUCAAUAAGCCUCGAAAUAUUACAUAUAAAGGAUCAACUGACUUGGUGACCGAGACUGAUAAAAUGAGUGAAGCUGCCAUAUUAGAAGUGGUGAAAAAGAAUUUUGAUGAUCAUCUUAUUCUUGGGGAAGAAGGAGGAGUUAUAGGAGAUACGGCAUCUGAUUAUCUCUGGUGCAUCGAUCCUUUAGACGGAACAACAAACUUUGCACAUGGUUAUCCGAGCUUUGCUGUCUCUGUUGGAGUUCUAUAUCGAGGGAAGCCUGCUGCUGCUGCAGUGGUUGAGUUUGUAGGAGGUCCUAUGUGUUGGAAUACUCGCUUAUUCUCUGCAACUGCAGGUGGUGGAGCAUUUUGUAAUGGCCAAAGGAUUCAAGUGAGCGCAACUAAUCAGGUGGAACAAUGUCUUCUAGUGACAGGCUUUGGGUAUGAUCAUGAUGAUGCAUGGGCUACUAACAUCGACUUAUUCAAAGAAUUUACAGAUGUCAGCAGGGGUGUAAGACGGCUUGGUGCAGCUGCUGUGGACAUGUGUCAUGUAGCAUUAGGAAUUGUAGAAGCUUAUUGGGAAUAUCGUCUAAAGCCAUGGGAUAUGGCUGCUGGUGUUUUGAUGGUUGAAGAAGCUGGUGGCACAGUUUCUCGGAUGGAUGGAGGAAAAUUUUGUGUUUUUGAUAGAUCUGUUUUGGUUUCGAACGGCCUGCUCCAUACAGAGCUUUUGAACAGAAUUGGACCUGCAACAGAGAAAUUAAAAAACAAGGGAAUUGAUUUUUCAUUGUGGUAUAAACCGGAGAACUACAGGGCAGACGUUUAAGGUACCAAAUAAUUGCUUUUGUUCACUGGAACCGUCAUAGACUUUUAUUCUCUGUAUUUUGCGUCAAACACAGUAAUUUCUAUGAUAACAUCCAUUUAUCGUUCUACUUUAAACCCACUAGUGUUAUGCUUACUUUUACGUUUUCA
Vigna radiata var. radiata (mung bean) is the source of this 1339-nucleotide messenger RNA. Its product is annotated as phosphatase IMPL1, chloroplastic. Bases 120 to 1193 code for a protein of 357 amino acids. The record is from RefSeq and is a predicted model, not a curated record. Gene Ontology annotation, molecular function: inositol monophosphate 1-phosphatase activity. Lineage: Eukaryota; Viridiplantae; Streptophyta; Magnoliopsida; Fabales; Fabaceae. The transcript has 10 exons. Gene Ontology annotation, biological process: inositol metabolic process; phosphatidylinositol phosphate biosynthetic process; signal transduction.